UGCGUAUCAAAUCUUUCCAUACUCCACACUUUGACAAGAAAAUCGGCUAUAAAUCCUUGCUUUCUUUUUUCACUUUUUGAAUCAACCAGAAAUUCAGAGAUGAUGGCCAAGGGAACAGGGAGAAAGUGUUCUCAUUGCGGACAUAAUGGCCAUAAUUCCAGAACUUGUAGUAAUGGGAAGCGGGGUUAUGUAAAGCUUUUUGGGGUGAAUAUAGCUGCCAUGGCUCAAACUCAAGAAUGUUUGAUGCAGAGAAGUUUUAGUAUGGGAAAUCUGCCCUUCCAUGCUGAAAACCAUAACAAUGGUGGCGGUGUGGAUGAUGGGUAUUUUUCUGAAGGACACAUUCAUUCUGAGAACCACAAUGCAGCAGCCCAUGACAUCAAAAGAGCGAAGCCAUGGACGGAAGAGGAGCAUAGAAUGUUCUUGGAAGGGUUGAGAAAACUGGGGAAAGGUGAUUGGAGAGGAAUUUCAAAGAAUUAUGUAAUAAGUAGGACCCCAGUUCAAGUUGCAAGCCAUGCACAAAAGUAUUUUCUCAGGCUGCAAGAUGCAGGGAAUAAUAGGAAGAAACGCCGACCAAGCUUAUUUGACAUGUCUUUUCAAGAAUCCAAAUCAGAAUCGAAUGAAUGUCCUUGGGGUUCCCCCUCAAAAGAACCCAGUACUAGAGAUUCAUCUCAGAUUGUGAACCGACUCCCACAUCUUUGCUCCGAUGAUCGUUCACUUAUGUCGAUGAUUGCAUUGCCUAGUUCCCCAACUUAUAAUCAAACGAUUCAACACAUGGCAGAAGUAACUCCGAAUAUGAUGCAGUCUCUGCCAUUCCUGAAUGCAAAGAAUUAUACCGGAUAUUGCCAUGAUUACUUCAGUAAAGCCAUUGCAAAUGUAGAUGUCUGUGUACCGUCUGAUCACCCUUCUCCCAGGUCGGUUCAGGACAACAUGUUUACAGCAGACCCUGGUGCUUCUUCAUCAACAGAUGAUCUUUUAGAGCUCAAGGUUGCUGCCCCUCAAUCAUCAAAGAGCACAACUCUACCAUUCAUUAGAGUGAUUCGAAAUACACACAAUUUUCAUUAA
Messenger RNA from Gossypium arboreum, 1062 nucleotides. Its product is annotated as probable transcription factor At5g61620. The coding region runs from base 100 to 1062 and encodes 320 amino acids. NCBI's taxonomy places the organism in Eukaryota, Viridiplantae, Streptophyta, Magnoliopsida, Malvales, Malvaceae. Gene Ontology annotation, biological process: response to gibberellin; response to auxin; response to ethylene. The record is from RefSeq and is a predicted model, not a curated record. Gene Ontology annotation, molecular function: DNA binding; zinc ion binding. The transcript has 4 exons.